Aspergillus terreus NIH2624 is the source of this 1155-nucleotide messenger RNA. RefSeq names its product FAD-dependent oxidoreductase. Gene Ontology annotation, biological process: secondary metabolite biosynthetic process. The coding region runs from base 1 to 1155 and encodes 384 amino acids. Gene Ontology annotation, molecular function: FAD binding; monooxygenase activity. The transcript is spliced from 3 exons. The record is from RefSeq and is a predicted model, not a curated record. NCBI's taxonomy places the organism in Eukaryota, Fungi, Ascomycota, Eurotiomycetes, Eurotiales, Aspergillaceae.
AUGGCGGAGAGCCUUGAUAAUAUACGGACUGUCCUCAAUUCUAUUGACUUGCACGAUACUUUCGGCGAGCUGAGGGGCAAGAUGGUAUUCCCCUCAAGUAUGAAUUGGGACGUUGUCACAGUUCAGAGGUCAGGGCUUCUUGAUUUGCUCUAUCAAACCGCAAAGGAUUGCGGCGUUGAUCUUAGGUUUGGGGUCAAGGUCACUGGCUACUGGGAGUCAGAGGACGGGGCGGGAAUCCUGCUGGAAAAUGGGGACAAAGUCGCCGCUGACUGCGUGAUUGCAGCUGAUGGCAUACACAGCAGAGCUAGAGAUAUUAUCACUGGAGAAGAACCCGUUCCCCACGAAACAGGAGUUGCCAUCUACAGAUCCCAUUUCGCUGCAGAUAUCAUUGCAGGUCAGCCAGACGCAAACUGGAUUCUCGAGGGUGUAGGUGAAAGAGACACGUGUAAGGUAUACUUUGGGAAGAAUGCCUCUCUUAUGAUUGGAACGCUGGGAAAGGGUAAUUAUGUGUUUUGGGCAUUACCACACAGAGAUGUGGAAGGGCUUUCAGAAGCUUGGCUACAGCCUGCAGAUGCUCUCCGCGCUUCGGAAUGUAUUAAAGACUGGCCAAUAGGCAAGAAAACCACUGCCGUUCUUUCCAGGACCCCGCCAGGAAGCUGCUGGAAUCAUUUACUCACAUCACGGCGCCCAUUGUCCACCUGGGUGUCAAAGGGCGGGAGGAUGAUUGUGAUUGGAGAUGCGGCUCAUCCCAUGCCCCCGAAUCUCGGUCAAGGGGCCAACCAGGCCAUUGAAGACGCAGCGGUCUUAGCUAUCUGCCUCGAGCUCAGUGGCAAAGAAAAUAUCCCCCUAGGCCUGCGGGUUAUGCAAGAACUGCGGCACAAGCGCGUGUCCGUGGUUCAGAAUGCCGCUAUUGACGAGAUGGAGAAAUCGUUCAGGGCAAAUUGGGACGCUGAUCAAACCGAGGCUAAGCCGAAUCACGUCCCACAUCCAGCCUGGGUCCUCCGUCAUGACUGUAUAAAACAUGCUUACGAGGAAUUCCAAACAGUAGCGGAUAGCUACCUGAAUGGGAGAGAAUACAUCCCAACAAAUGCACCCGUUGACGGUGUCUAUGACUGUGGCGACGAUGUUUUCAAAUCGGCUGGAAAACCCAGUUAA